AUGCUCACCGUCUGCGCUGCGGCGGGGCGGUGGCGUGAAGCGGUGCAAUUCUGGCAGUCGAUGCAGGUUCAGCGAAUUCGUGCCAACCUCCUUGCCUUCAACGCCUGCCUCGCUGCUUUCGUUUUUCCUGGGCGGUGGAGGGAGGCUCUAGCAAUCCUCGGGCUGAUGCCAUCGGCGGAGGUCCAGCCAAACCUGGUCUCCUACUCUGACGCGCUCGUGGUGACCUCGCGGGGCGUCGCCGCAGGAGCUUCACGCGUUCUUCUUGAGACUCUGGAGAAGCAGCUGCUGUUGCAGCUGCGGAUGAGUGAGCUGGAGUAG
This is a messenger RNA of Symbiodinium natans, 318 nucleotides long. The record is from the annotation of a GenBank genome assembly. Lineage: Eukaryota; Dinophyceae; Suessiales; Symbiodiniaceae.